GUUCACUUUCGCGACAGUUCAGGAAGCGUCUACGAACAGCUACAGAUACAAACAAGAGUCGGUGCUUUCUCCUGUCCAGGAGUGCAGCAAAGCAGCACCAUGUUGCCGACCACCUCGCCGCACACAAACGGCGCCCUCGGUUCCAGGGACGCUGCACGUCACACGGCAGGUGCAAAGCGCUACAAGUACUUGCGGCGGAUGCUCCACUUCAAACAGAUGGAUUUUGAAUUUGCCAUGUGGCAGAUGCUUUACCUUUUCACGUCCCCGCAGAGAGUCUACAGAAACUUUCACUACAGGAAACAGACCAAGGAUCAGUGGGCCAGAGACGACCCGGCUUUCUUGGUGCUGCUCAGCAUCUGGCUCUGUGUGUCGACGAUAGGCUUCGGUCUGGUUUUGGACAUGGGGGUUCUGGAGACCCUGAAGCUGCUGCUGUGGGUCGUCUUUGUUGACUGUAUAGGUGUAGGUCUUCUCAUAUCAACUCUUAUGUGGGUCAUCACCAACAAAUACCUGCUGAAACAUCCGAGCAGGAACUUUGACGUGGAGUGGGGCUACUCGUUCGAUGUUCACCUCAACGCUUUCUACCCUCUUCUAGUCAUCCUGCAUUUCCUGCAGCUCUUCUUCAUCAACCACAUCGUGGUGAUAAACUACGAUUGGUUUCCAGGAUAUUUCAUCGGGAACACUUUCUGGUUGAUCUCCAUCAGUUAUUAUCUUUACAUCACGUUCUUAGGGUACAACGCUCUGCCGUUCCUGAACAACACGGUGGUGCUGCUGUACCCGUUCGCUCUGCUCGCCCUCCUCUACGUCCUCUCACUCUCUCUGGGCUGGAACUUCACCAAAGGUCUCUGCUGGUUCUACAAGUUCAGAGUCCAGUAGAACCAGUUGGUCUCUGAGCUCGGACACUCUUUCUCCAGCUGGUGAAGACGACUCGGACUAUUUGACUCUUUGAUUUUCUGUUUGGCUCUUUUGUUGAGCCGGGAGUGAAUGAUGUGCUCGGACUAGAAACAGCAGGAUGGAUGAUUAACGGCUUUUAUCGUUGUUCUUUUUGUAUGAUUUGUAAAUAGUGUCUCGGCAGGUUUGUGAUGUAAACAACAACGAUUGUUUCUUUAAAAAAAACAAAAACAAAGAUGUCAUCCUGCUCAUUGGGGAGAAAAAAUGAAAGUGGAAGAACGUGUGAUGCAAACUUUAUUUCUCCUUUUCUUUUUUCUUAAAGUGUACAUUCCAGAGCACUUUCAAUAAAAGGUUUUAUUAACUUAAGCCGCCUCACUUUGAA
Molecule: messenger RNA, 1270 nt
Organism: Labrus bergylta (ballan wrasse)
Lineage: Eukaryota; Metazoa; Chordata; Actinopteri; Labriformes; Labridae
Gene: unc50
Product: unc-50 homolog (C. elegans)
Cellular component (GO): Golgi membrane
Source: RefSeq, a predicted model, not a curated record